This is a messenger RNA of Oldenlandia corymbosa var. corymbosa, 903 nucleotides long. NCBI's taxonomy places the organism in Eukaryota, Viridiplantae, Streptophyta, Magnoliopsida, Gentianales, Rubiaceae. The record is from the annotation of a GenBank genome assembly.
AUGGCGGCGCUCUUGGCAAGAGAAUGGCAAGGGAUACAGAUGUUCCCUGCUGCCACCCAGACUAAAUUGUAUGAUUAUCUGGGCAAAUUGAAGGAGGAGAAUGUUAACACACUGACCAUCCUUGUCAUGGGGAAAGGCGGUGUUGGAAAAUCUUCCCUGGUGAACUCGAUUAUAGGGGAAAGAAUUGUACCUGUCAGUGCUUUCCAGUCAGAGACCCCCAGGCCAAUGAUGGUUUCUCGAACACGGGCAGGAUUUACGUUGAAUGUUGUUGAUACUCCUGGCCUUGUUGAAGCAGGAUGUGUCAACGAUCAAGCUCUUGAUAUCAUAAAAAACUUUCUUUUGAACAAGACCGUUGAUGUUUUGCUCUACGUGGACCGGUUGGAUUCUUAUCGAGUUGACACCUUAGAUAGACAAAUUGUGAAAGCCAUAACAGAUGCUUUUGGAAAAGAGAUAUGGCAGAGAGGUUUAGUGGUCCUUACACAUGCUCAGCUUUCACCUCCUGAUGGAUUGCCUUAUGAGAACUUCUUCUCCAGAAGAUCUGAGGCUCUUCUUAAAGUUGUUCGUCUUGGGGCUAAAUUAAAGAAACAAGAUAUUCAGAAUUCAACUAUUCCUGUGGUCUUGGUUGAGAAUAGUGGGAGAUGUAACAAGAAUGAAGAUGAUGAAAAGAUUCUACCUGACGGUACUCCCUGGAUACCAAAUUUGGUUAAAAAAAUCACUGAUGUUGUCCUGAGUGGAGGCAAGGGCAUUUUAGUUGACAAAGCGUUGAUUGAGGGGCCAAACCCAAAUGCCAAGGGGAAGAUCUUUAUUCCCUUGAUUGUUGCCGCCCAAUUGUUUCUAGUUGGUCAGAUUAAGAAGUGGAUCGAGGAUGAUAUCUCGCAGGAGGUUUUGCCAUCAUGGGCUUGA